Molecule: messenger RNA, 1883 nt
Organism: Empidonax traillii (willow flycatcher)
Lineage: Eukaryota; Metazoa; Chordata; Aves; Passeriformes; Tyrannidae
Product: inositol 1,4,5-trisphosphate receptor-interacting protein-like 1
Exons: 2
Coding region: 189-1883 (564 amino acids)
Cellular component (GO): membrane
Source: RefSeq, a predicted model, not a curated record
CAACCUUGGGCACGGAACGGUGCUGCUGCAGGGGCAGUGGGACAGGACUUGCUGCUUGUCAGCUGCCUGGGCCCUCUCCUACCUGCCCCAACAUUCCUGCAGCUCCCGUCCACGCCUCCCCCCCACCUCUAGCUCCUUCCUUCCCUUUCAGCCCCACUUAACCCCUUUUCUCCCUACGUCUACAGGCCAUGGAGGCCUUAAUAGUCAUUGUCUUUCUUGUGCAAACCCUGAUCCAAUACCCACAGCUGGUGAGUGAUGAGCUGGAUGAGGCCACCCGUGUGCGCAUGGAGCUGCGCGCCAAGUUCCUGAACAGGGAGAUGAGUCGGCUGCUGCAGGAGCUGGAGCAGAGCAGCCUGGAGCGCACUGUCAGGGCCUGGGGAGCCCUGCUCUGGGCUGUCUUGCAGCAGGAGAACUUCUGGGCUCUUGCUGGAGUCCUGGGCCUUCUUUUGGCACUGUGGUUUAUCCGCCAGAAAAGGAGCUGUGAGUCUCACAGCAGUGCACCAGGGGAGAAUGCCAGCAGCAACUUGGAGGUGGAGGAAGAUGAAGAAAAAGACAAUGUUGUGGCAAAGAAAGAAGCAAAAAGGGAUGAUGCAAAUGUAGAGGAAGACAGCAAGGAUGGAAAUGCAGAAGAUGGUAGCCGUGGUGACACAAAUAAAGAAAAGGAAUUUGGAAAUGAAGGAAAAGGUGAGACUGAGGAUGAAAAUGAAGAUAAAGUUAUUGGCAAUGAGAAUGUGGAAGAAGACAAUGCUGCUGGAAGAGAAGAAAGAAAAUACGGUGCAAAUGGAGAUGAAGAGCAAGAUAUUGCAAGUAUGCUUUGCAGGAUUAUAGAGGAGCGCAUACGCUGGCCUGUUCUGGACAGAGGUUGCACAGUAACUGACCUGAUAGAUGGCAUCACACGUGCCUUUGGAAACCGCUUCGCAAAUCAUUCCUACCCAGUGCCGCAACGAGCCAUCGGGGUGGGCAGUGCCUUUGAAGGUUGGAGUCCCUGCAAGGAGGAUGUUGUGUACCGUGUCCUUGUACCCCUAAAUCCUCCCACAGGGCAUGCCUUCCACCUGGAGCCAGACACUGCAGGAAAGAUGCCAGGAAAGUACUUCUGUGUCCAUGUGCAGCAGGUCCACAACCCUGAGGAAAAGCUGAGGAGGAAUGAGGAGCUCAGCCUUCUAUACAACCUCUGCACUGGUUCCUACCUAGAUGUGGAGAAAACUACCCAAUGGUUCUACCUUUUGAUGAAAGCAAAUUGGUUGCUUUUGUCUCAGUCCUACCACUGGCACUUAAAGUUGAUUCCCUCCAGCCGCUCCUGUAAAUUCAGCCUGACCAAAGGCGCAGAAAGCUUACAGGUUGAAGUGCUGUUUGGGGUGCAGCGAGGAGACUCAGAUAUCUAUGUGAGCAGCCAGCCCACAGAGGCCCUCUUCACCCCAAGCACAGUGUGGAUGGAGACCUACGCCGUGGCAGAGAUGAAGUUCUUCAGGCACAUUGCCCAGCAGGUUCCACGGGACAGCUGCCACCUCAAAUGCCUGCAGCUCUUGGCCCGUGCUCUGGAGGGCAGAGCCUUUUCCACUUAUAUCCUGAAGACCGUGGUGAUGCACCUCCUGAACACCAUACCCGUGUCCCAGUGGUGCAGGAGGGAUUUCCUGCAGCGGCUGGUGGACAGCUUGGAUUACCUGUGCUGCUCCCUGCAGAAGAAACAACUGUACAGCUUUGUCAUAGGCAACCAGAGAAUCCCAGGGGAGAUCAACCUGCCUCCAGACUUGCGAAAGGUUAAGCCACCCAACCUUUUCUGGCACCUGACACAGGAUCCAGAAGCCCACACAGAGGCCAUGCAAGAGUACCUUUGCCUCCGACAUCGGCUCAAACAACUCCUGCUCGCGUUCGUUGACAGCUAG